Messenger RNA from Onychostoma macrolepis, 4988 nucleotides. It is a transcript of the gene prodhb, whose product is annotated as proline dehydrogenase (oxidase) 1b. Lineage: Eukaryota; Metazoa; Chordata; Actinopteri; Cypriniformes; Cyprinidae. Gene Ontology annotation, cellular component: mitochondrion. The coding region runs from base 110 to 1921 and encodes 603 amino acids. Gene Ontology annotation, molecular function: proline dehydrogenase activity; FAD binding. The transcript has 14 exons. The record is from RefSeq and is a predicted model, not a curated record.
AAUAUGGGCGGGACCCCACAGACAGGUAGCUUUAAAUAAUGUACUCAAGGACAGUGUGGUUUUCGAAUACUGCAGGAGAAGUCUUGAACUCUACAGAAGUCUUGAACUGAUGUCUCUCCGCAAAACUCUCCCUGCCUUUGGGCGCGCGACUCUUGACAGAAGUUUGGUGAUCUCCACUCGCCAUCGUCGGAGUGUGCAAGCGUUACAUCCAACCAAAACAAACACACAGGACGAGCCUGUGGACAGCAGAGAGCAUGUAUCUUUCAGUAACAAUAUCACCAUUGACUUUGAACAGACAAAAGAAGCCUACAAGAGCAAAGACACUCUUGAGUUGCUUAGAAGCUUGGUGGUUUUCAAACUGUGCUCCUAUGACAUCCUGGUUGAGAAGAAUAAAGAGAUAAUGGACCUCAGCAGAAAGUUGUUGGGACAGAAGACGUUUGAGCAGUUUAUGAAGAUGACAUUCUACGGUCAGUUUGUGGCAGGUGAGGACCAUCAGUCCAUCAGGCCAGUAGUGCAGAAGAACCAAGCGUAUGGAGUCGGGGCUGUGCUGGAUUAUAGUGUAGAAGAGGAUCUCUCACAGGAAGAGGCUGAGAGGAAAGAGAUGGAAUCGUGCAUGUCUAUAUCAGAGAAAGAAAGCCCUGGAGCUGACCACCGGGAGAAGUUCACAGCCCAUCGGAAGUUUGGCGAUCGUCGUGAAGGCGUGACAAGCGCUCGUACUUAUUUCUAUGCUGAUGAGGCGAAAUGCGACCAACACAUGGAGACUUUCCUGAAAUGCAUCAAAGCCUCGGGUGGAAGUUCUGAAGACGGUUUCUCGGCUAUUAAGAUGACUGCCUUGGGGCGACCACAAUUCCUGCUCCAGUUCUCCGAGGUGCUGGUGAAAUGGAGACGCUUUUUCAGUUUCCUGGCUGCCAAGCAGGGGAAAGACGGCGUGGAGGUGCUGGAGCAGAAACUGGAUCUAGAGCAAUUGCAGACAUGUCUAGCUAGACUGGGAGCUCAAGGCAAUAUUCAGAGCUGCUUCUCUGAUGGACGACUGCACUCAUCAGGCAUGGUGGACAUGCUGGACUGGAACUGUCUGAUCGACGAGAGAACAAAGAUAUCUGAUCUACUGGUUGUCCCAAACCUGCAGACUGGUGAGUUGGAGCCUCUUCUGUCCAGGUUCACCGAGGAAGAGGAAAGGCAGAUGAAAAGGAUGCUUCAGCGGCUGGACGUCUUGGCCAAGCAUGCGGUGGAAAAUGGCGUCAGGCUAAUGGUGGACGCCGAACAGACAUAUUUCCAGCCUGCCAUCAGCAGACUCACUGUGGAAAUGAAGAGAAUCUUCAACAGAGACAAAGCUGUCGUUUUCAACACCUAUCAGUGCUACCUCAAAGAGGCAUUUGAUAAUGUGUCCAUGGAUGUGGAGCUAUCAAGAAGGGAGGGCUGGUGUUUCGGUGCCAAGUUGGUAAGGGGGGCUUACAUGUACCAGGAGAGAAGCCGAGCUGUGGAGAUUGGAUACGAAGACCCCAUCAACCCCGACUAUGAAUCCACUAACAGAAUGUACCACAGGUGUCUGGAUUACGUGCUGGAGGAGAUCGAACUGAAUAAGAAAGCAAAUGUCAUGGUGGCAUCGCACAAUAUAGACACUGUUAAACAUACACUCAGAAGGAUGAAUGAAAUGGGUCUGGCACCCACAGAUAAGAAGGUGUACUUCGGCCAGCUCCUGGGAAUGUGCGACCAAAUCAGCUUUCCGUUAGCUCAGGCAGGAUUCCCUGUGUACAAGUAUGUUCCUUAUGGUCCGGUGAACGAGGUGAUUCCGUAUUUGUCCCGUCGGGCACAGGAGAACCGUGGCAUUAUGAAAGGAGUGCAGAUGGAGAGAGACCUUCUAUGGAAAGAGCUGAUACGCCGACUGACCAGUGGAGAGGUCUUCUACACACCUGCUGUAUAAAACACACUCAGCUUCUCACCAGAGACUCCUUACGCUUGUUUUUUGCCUGUUCACCCAUCCAUUCGUAAAUCUUUUUUUCCACUCUCACCCAGGCUGUUCAUGAUAUAACGCACAUGGGAUUCAUUUAAAUCAAAUACCACAGUUGGGUGAAGUUCACAAAAUGCAAAUCAUACUUAACCUGAAAAUCGCAAAAAUGUGUAUUUAGAUAAAGAAAAUGAAGUCUGUUUUUAGAGUUUCUGCAUUACAGCAUUAUUUUCAUGACAAUUAAGCACAUUUUGCCUCCCAAUUAUAAUGUUUUGUUUUGUCAACCAUGAAAACAAAGCACCUACAGCUGGUCAAACGUAUUCAUAAAGUAUUAAUGGCUGAAUCUUACCAAAUCAUAUUUUACCUAAAAAUCAUGAAUACAUAAUAGGAAAUAUUGCAGUAUUUGCAUUAAUAAAACAAAGCUGGUCAAACAUAUUUAUUUAAUAUUAAUGGGUGAAUCUCACAAUGUCACACACUGUAAAAAAAAGUAUGUCAAAAUGUCAUAUUUCACUAUAUUAUAAAUGCUAUUUUAAAAUGCACAAUUUUUCUUUUCUAUUAAAACACAUUUUUGGAUGUUUUUGCAUUUUGACAAGCAUGUUUUUACAACAAUUCUUAUUUUAUAGUAGAUAUAGGUAUUGCACAUCAAAGUAUUUUUAUUACAGUAAUGAAAAUCUUAUGGGGAGCAUGCAAAACAUAUACAUUAAUAAUUAUAAUUGAAGUUUGUAUUAUAGUAAUGAAAAUUUGGGGAAAAUGUGCUUAACUGUCAAGACAAUUUCACAAUGCAAAGAUUGUGAAAAACCAAAAAAAUCACUUGAACACCAUACUACUAUCAGAGGAACAUCUUUAACUGGCAAAAUAACCUUUCAGAAUCUUGUGUCUGGUGGAUAAUACCAAGUAACAACAGUUUUUAUUCCAGUAGCAAUAACUGUGGUAACAAUGGCAUUUUAGAGCACACUGCUGUUACCUUGUUGCAUUUUGGUAAGGGUCAAGAAAGAGAGGUUAUAUUCUUCCUGUUCCAUAUAAUCUUUCUCUAAUUCACUUUCCUCUGCGUUUCCACUGCUCCCUUCUCUUUAUUCCACUAAUGGUCUGGCUUUGCACUCUUUCUCUUCUCUCAUCCAUCUCUCCGGCACCUUUAUGACUCUGAAAGGGCUCCCUAAAAUGUCAGACGCCUGAGUGUGCACUGCUGUUUUAUACCCCACCUUUAUUCCUCAAGUGGAACAUCAAUAAUAAAAAUAUAAGCAUGAUUUAAACGGUAAUAAACAAACACAUCAGUAUCACUUUCUGAUAAUGACGGCUUGAAUUCAAGGAUAACAACAUAUGAAGUUGGAGAACUAUAUUUUAUUUAUGUGACAUUUCAUGCUUGGUGUGAGGAAUUGUGGGUACGUUGGAGUGCAGGCAACAACCCGUCGUCAAUAUUUCCAUAACCCCAUAAACCUGUAAACAGAUUAUAUUUCAGAUGUAAUAUAUUCCAAGCGAGUGGUUUGUUUGCGCUCAAGCCAAAUCUUGUAAUUUGCACCGUGGGUUUCAUUGAGAAAAAAAAAAUAUAUAUAAGAACACAUUGUUUUAUGGCAAGAACUGAACUUUAUUUUUUGCACUCUCGCUGCUCUUGAUAUCUCUCUUGUGCUCAGACGUGCUCAAUGAACUUUAGAAGUUCUGAUGAGAUGAUUUUAAGUUGGGUUUUCAGCGUAAUGAUUCUGGUGUUUAGCAUAUACAGAGCGAGAAUUAAAUCUACUCUUUUAUUGUCUGUGUGAUGAAGCCUUUUAUGCUUAACCAACGGUUUCUCUCGCUCUGUUAAUAUUUUCUUUCCCUCUGUGGAGUAUUUGGGGAAGAUUAAUAAAAAGCUUUAAUUAAUUGAGCCGAAGUUAAUGAUUUCUAGACAAUUUCUCUUAAGUAAAUGGCACAAUUCCUCAUCCAUUUAUAUCCCGUUUUAAAUCCAUGACGAAUUAACAACCCUUUGGGCCUUUUGCCUUGAGAAAUAACAGGACACCCCAUAAUACAGCCCACAUCCCAGUGUUCUGUUGAGGCUGGCUGAAUCCUAAUUUGCAUGUUAUCCAUACUAUUUAGUAUGCAAAAUUAGUAUUGGUGGAACUGGUGGGAAAAAAAAUUGAACAAUUAAAGUUGGUCUGUGCUUUCAGCAAACAUAAUUUCUGUCGACUCAAAACUAAUACUUUUUGUUUUACUUGUAGAUCCAAGUUAAAUAUGAUUUUAUUUUAAGUUCAUGAGUUCACUAGCAGAGCACGACACAAGCACACCUCAGAUGACGCAGCAGCACGUAAACGUCGUUUACUGUGUAUGCUGGCCUCGACGUGAGUGGGUCACGGCGUUUAUGUCAUGCGUCAUCUGAGGCGUGCUUGCGUCGUGCUCUGCUAGUGAACUCAUGAACGCGCUUGCAGGAAGUGUUUCGGAGGAGCAGAAAAAGUUGAAUAAAGUCUAUAUUUAGUUGUUGUUUUUUUUUGCGCACAAAAAGGGUUCUCGUCACAUCGUAAAAAAUUCAGAUUGCACGUCUGAUGGCAGAUGGACUGCUUUGACUAUGUUUUUCAUACUUUUAUGGACCUUGACAGUGCAAUUUACUAUGCAGUCAAUGGGACAGUCACAAGCCUCCCAGUUUUCAUCUAAAAUAACUUAAAUUGUGUUCAGAAGAUGAAAGAAGCUUUUACGGGUUUGGAACGACGUGGGGGUAAGUGAUUAAUGACAAAAUUUUCAUUUUGGGGCGGAGUAUCCCUUUAAGAUGAGGAAACUAGAUCAUGAACUAAUAUUGAUGUAGACCUUUCUUAGUUUGACAGAUUCUUUCCACCAAAUUUGUCAAACUUGUGUAUUAGGUAGUCGAGUAAACCUAAAGGGAAUAUGUAAGAAUUUUCAGUCACACAGACCAAUUCUUACUAUUAACAAACUAUUAACUAUGACUUUUGCCUCAGUGAACUCCUAAUUUGCUGCUUAUGAAUGUAAUUUACUUAAGGUAUGGGGUUUAAAGAUUAAGGGAUCUAAAAUAUGGUCAUGCAGAAUAAGGCAUUAAUAUGUGCUUUAUAAAUACUAAUAAGCAGCC